Messenger RNA from Chanos chanos (milkfish), 766 nucleotides. RefSeq names its product LSM12 homolog b (gene lsm12b). The transcript is spliced from 5 exons. Lineage: Eukaryota; Metazoa; Chordata; Actinopteri; Gonorynchiformes; Chanidae. Gene Ontology annotation, molecular function: RNA binding. The record is from RefSeq and is a predicted model, not a curated record. The coding region runs from base 21 to 611 and encodes 196 amino acids.
CGGUUUCCCUGGCGGAGAAGAUGGCGGCUCCUGGACCGGGGGAAUAUUUCAGUGUCGGGAGCCAUGUCUCUUGCCUCACCUGUUUGGGCCAACGUUUGCAAGGAGAGGUGGUGGCCUUCGAUUACCAGUCCAAGAUGUUGACUCUGAAAUGUCCUUCCUCCAGUGGAAAGCCCAAUCUUAGUGAUGUCAUCCUGAUAAACUUAGCUUAUGUUUCAGAUGUGGAUAUAAUAAACGACCGCACCGAGACUCCACCUCCUCUAGCAUCUUUGAAUGUUAGCAAGCUUGCCACUCGGGCAAGGACGGAAAAGGAAGACAAGUUAUCCCAAGCCUAUGCAAUCAGUGCUGGGGUUUCAAUCGAGGGCCAGCAACUAUUCCAGACUAUACAUAAAACCAUCAAAGACUGUAAAUGGCAGGAGAAGAACAUAAUUGUGAUGGAUGAUGUCGUAAUCUCACCACCAUACCAGGUGGAGAACUGCAAAGGCAAAGAGGGAAGCGCUUUAAGUCAUAUACGCAAAAUUGUUGAGAAACAUUUUAGAGAUGUGGAAAGUCAGAAGUCGUUGCAGCGUUCACAAGCACAGCAAACACAGAAGGACUCAUCUUUAUCCUCCUGAGAAGGGGGGCGUGUUGGCCGAGGAAGGCAUCACGGGCAUUGGGGGCCCACUGCCAGGCUAGGCCGGCGUUCUUCUCCCCACCCCCCCAACAGUGUCGGUAUCGGAGGGUGGGGGCACCAAGGCCUUGGGGUCAGGAAGAUCAAAUAAAAACAAAA